Caenorhabditis elegans is the source of this 1418-nucleotide messenger RNA. RefSeq names its product intestinal acid PHOsphatase (gene pho-4). The transcript is spliced from 10 exons. The record is from RefSeq and is marked reviewed. Lineage: Eukaryota; Metazoa; Nematoda; Chromadorea; Rhabditida; Rhabditidae. Gene Ontology annotation, molecular function: acid phosphatase activity. Bases 7 to 1365 code for a protein of 452 amino acids.
CCGGAAAUGAAGCUUUUAAUAUAUUCAAUUCCCAUUUUCCUUGUUCAACUUGUGGUAUCCAAUGCAGACGUUAUGAAUGGAACUAUGAAAUUGAUGAUGGUUCAGGCGAUUUGGAGGCAUGGAGAUAGAACACCAACUGAAACUUAUCACAAUGACCAAUUUACUGAAAAUUAUUGGAUGUUUGGAGGAGGUGGUUGGGGACAAUUGACUCCGAUUGGAAUGAGGCAACAUAUGCAGUUAGGCCAAAAGCUGAGAGCUCGCUAUGUUAACGGACAACCGUAUAAAUUCCUAAACACACGAUAUAACCAGCAAGAGAUUUUUGUGAGAUCCACUGACAAAAAUAGAACUCUACUCUCUGCAUUCUCAAAUAUGGUUGGAAUGUAUGGAAAUACGGCACAGGAAAACGCAUCCAUUGCAGGUGUUGACUACCCCGACGUAGUUGGUUGGCCGGUUGGCUUCGUGCCAAUUCCUAUUCAUACGAUACCAGACGCAGAAGAUCAUCUUCUAUCCGUCGAUAACUACUGUCCACUUCAAGACACAAUUUGGAAUCUUGCCAAAACAACAGACACAGUAUCGAAUUAUUUCAACAGUUCUGCUGUAACAUCGCUUAUGGGAAAUCUAACAAAUUAUUGCGGAGAAGAGAUUAAUCCAGAUAAUUUAUGGAUUCUUUAUAAUGCACUUAAGAUUGAGAAACAAUAUUAUCCAGCUCAGUUCAAACAAUUCACACCAUGGUACACUGACAGUUUGUUUGAGCAAAUUGAUAUUGUCAAUUCGCAGGUUCAAGAUUUUCAAAAUGGUUUGGGUUUGGAAGGAAAAAUGGUAAACGGAAUCGACAUUGGAAAGAUUCUUCGAAAGAUUCGUGGUGGGACUCUAGUCAAUGACAUCUACAAUCAUAUGAAUAGGAAAACGCAAUGUUCAUCAAAUAAUGGAAAAGAGUGUACUUACACGAAUCGAUUGAAAUUUUUCGCUUAUUCAGCACACGACACAACCCUCUACGCCCUUUUUUCAUUGCUCGGUGUCGCCAAAUUGGCUGUGCAGCCACGUGGAUAUCCUCUCUAUUCUGCAUGUGCUCUUUUUGAACAAUGGCAGGAUGUGCAAACGAAUCAGACUUAUUUCAAGUUGAUCUACCAUCGUCAUGAAAAUGAUACUCUGAGCAAUGUGAUUACAUCAGGAAUUCCUGGAUGUGAGGGUAGCGGCGACUAUUGUCCAAUGGCAGUGCUCAAAAACUAUUCCGACGUUUUCAAACCUGAAAUGGAAAUGAACCAGUGGUGUGAUGUCAAUAUUCUGAAGAGCACUUCAACUUCAUCAAUCUUCUCAUCUCUUCUGGCGUUCUCAAUUUUUUAUUUAUUUGUUUCAUCUAAAUAAUCUUUUAUUAUAUUAGAAUAAUAUUGAUACUUGUAAAUAAAAUAAAAAAUGUA